This is a messenger RNA of Sceloporus undulatus (fence lizard), 775 nucleotides long. RefSeq names its product histone H2A-beta, sperm-like. NCBI's taxonomy places the organism in Eukaryota, Metazoa, Chordata, Lepidosauria, Squamata, Phrynosomatidae. Gene Ontology annotation, cellular component: nucleosome. Gene Ontology annotation, molecular function: DNA binding; structural constituent of chromatin; protein heterodimerization activity. The coding region runs from base 285 to 728 and encodes 147 amino acids. The record is from RefSeq and is a predicted model, not a curated record. The transcript has 2 exons.
AAACCUGGAUGUGGAGUGAUGGAGAGGAGGCAAGAGCUCUUCAAAUGAUCACGUAACCUGUAAGGCCAGGAAGAGAUCCACAACAACGAGAGAACGGAAGGGCAAGGUUUAAAAAACACAGAUGCAAAGAAGUGGCGCAUCAAGACAAACCAAAGCAGUUAAAGACCCAGACGAGCCUUUUCCCAGUGAGGAGAGAAUUCUGCCACGCAAGACAAACAGCCAAAGAUACUGACCAGACCACCCCAAAAAUAGGGUGUUGGCAGAGGGCUAAAGUCAGACGUGACAUGAGUGACAGCCAGUGUGACACAGAGAGCUCCGAUGAGCUUGAGCCAUGCUACCGAGCCAGAAGGCCAAAAACCUCACGUUCUUGCAAGGCUGGGCUGAUAUUCCCCGUGAGCCGCUUGGAUAGAUUCCUCCGGAGAGGAGACUAUGCAGAACGCAUUGGAUCAGGAGCAUCUGUUUACAUGGCUGCUGUGCUUCAGUAUCUGACAUACGAUAUUGUGGACAUUGCUGGGAACAUUGCUGCAAGUCACCACAGACGCCGAAUUUCCCCUGAACAUUUACAGCAAACCAUCAACAAUGAUUCUGAGCUUCGCUGUCUGUUUGGAGCGAUGUCUUUCCCCCAGGGGAAGUCUGAACGCAGGAGCCAAAUUGCCCCAUCUUCCAGGAGUGGCAAGAGCAAGAAAUCCAACAAAGCUAUAAGAGCCCCAAAGACUGUUGCUGCAUAAACAACAGUGCUUCUCUAUCUGCACUUGUAAUGAAGUUCUUAAUCUGC